GAUGGACGUCGGUGUUGUGUGAACAAAUCAGACACCGCGACAACAUCCGGGUAUUAUGUAUAACACUAUAUAACAAACUCCCAGGCCGUUAAAUUGACUGUAUUAGAGCGGAUAGAAGAGUGUUAUAUUGUAAGAGUAAGAGCUAGCUCGCUAGUUAGCCGCGCUGAGAAAGUGUCUGUGUGACUUUAGUCAGAGGUUGUACUACAAUCCAAAAACGCCUCAAAAGUAGUUCACUGCAUGCGUGAAAUUUGUGUCUAAUCCAUACAUCGAUGAACAAGUGAUUAAAAUAUUAUAAAUAUAUUCAAUGUACAUUUUUACGACCAAAUCGAAUGUAAAGCAUUUACUUCCGGCAUCAAAGUGACGCAGGUACCAUUCCGAGCCUCCUGAUUGGUCCGCGCUGAGGUGAGCCAAUCAGACGUCAGUAUGACAGGCCGAGCGGCCCAGACUGAGGAUGUAUGCGGAUUGACCGGUGUAUAAGGAGCAGGUGUGUAGAUGUGUUAGAGGUUGUAUGUUUUUUUUAACGCUUGUCCUGCUCGUUAUCCUGAACACACGGAUGUGCAGUGUUUGAGUCCGGAGCUGCAUUCAAUACAUUCAGAUUAACACAAUCAUUCAGUGUACAGCGAUGCGCGAGACGGAGAGCGGCGCGGGACAGGGUUCAUCUACCGGAAGUGAAGUGUGUGAGGACACAGGAAGUGUGUAUGUGGGACAGAGUGAUGAAGAUGCAGUGAUGGAAGACAGAGCAUUCAUCACUGAUUCCUGUCCUCCGUGUGUGUAUGAGGGAACAGAGGGAUGGGUCCUCCAGGACCAGUCUAGUUUUAACGACAGCGAUUCGGAGGACGUUCUUCACACCGUGAACCCAAACGAGGUCUUCAACGAGAGCGAUACUGCUGCUUCAGACAUUCCUGACCCCACCCACUGCCCGACUCUGGCCACGCCCACUGUGUAUCAGGUUGUGUAUGACAUCGGUGGAGUGGGUGGAGACCAACAGAAGCAGCAGAAAGUGGACGUUAUUUCCAUUGAGCUUGAUGAGUGGAGUUCUCCGAUGCUCAUGUCUGACUCCUGUGUGGUGAGCGAGUUGCCGCUGGUUUCUGCCAUUAAAGUGGAACACGCCCAUCCUGAGCUCAGCCACGCCCACUCUGAUCUUGACCACACCUUGUUUGAUCUUAGCCACGCCUCCCAUUCUUUCACUGAUGGCCUGCUGUAUCCGGAGCUGAAGCUCACUGAGGAGGAACAGAAGCUCCUUAACGAGGAGGGCGUGUCCCUGCCCAACAACCUGCCACUCACCAAGGCGGAGGAGAGAAUACUGAAAAAAGUGCGGCGUAAAAUCCGUAAUAAACAGUCGGCUCAGGACAGCAGGCGCCGCAAGAAAGAGUACAUCGACGGUCUGGAGAGCAGGGUUGCAGCAUGUUCAGCACAGAAUAAGGAACUUCAGAGAACAGUGGAGCAGCUGGAGAAACACAACAUGUCUCUGUUCGCACAGCUGAGGAAGUUACAGUCUCUGGUGAAACGGACGGCGAGUAAAGUGGCUCAGACCAGCACCUGCAUCGUGAUUCUGCUCUUCUCUUUAACGUUGAUUAUUUUCCCAAGUUUUCGUCCCUUUAGUCUGCGUGCUAAAGCCUCAGACGAUGCGUACACGCCCACUGGAGUAAUUUCUAGAAACAUCCUGAACGACGAGGCGUCUCCGCCGGUCCUGUCUGAGAUCGCGACGGACGAUAAACGCCUGCUGGCGGAGUUUCAGCCGGUGCCAGCAGACACGCAGCGAAUGGAGCGCUAUGACAGGGACGACUCGACAAGAGAAGACAGGAAACAGGAAGUGCUGCUUCAGGAUGAUCUGCUGAAAGGAAAUGAGUCUGUGACAGAGGAAAAUGGGGCGGAGCCAGUGGGUGUCGGCUUGCCAUCUCGUCCAGCGGGGGGUGCCGUGGUGGACCUCGACGUGACUAAACCUGCUCAUGCUGAUGAAAUGUAGCGACACAAAACGCUAACUUUAUUGACAGACACUAAAUGGGCCACGUCCCAAAUCUGCUUCGCUAUAUACAGUUACCGUGCUGGAGUAGGGCACUACCUCCGGUUCUGCUGCGUCCCAAAUCACACACUCCAGACACACUAGUGCACCACUGCAGGUUAGCAUCGCUGUUUCAGUGCACUAGAAUGGUGGUUUAGGACGUAGCAGCUCGCAUGAAUGAAUGUGGGUGGGGCUAUUUUUUCUACACUAUCUCAGUGCUGUAGUGCACACGCUGCUGUUUUGGAACAUUUGAUGAUUGAUUGUGUCCCAAAUCACCAGCUUGGUAUGGAGGUGAAUAUCUGCUGUUUGAGCUCGUCUUUAUUUUUACAAUAAACAUAAUCAUGUUGUCAAA
This is a messenger RNA of Ictalurus punctatus (channel catfish), 2354 nucleotides long. It is a transcript of the gene creb3l4, whose product is annotated as cAMP responsive element binding protein 3-like 4. The record is from RefSeq and is a predicted model, not a curated record. Gene Ontology annotation, cellular component: nucleus. Gene Ontology annotation, biological process: regulation of transcription by RNA polymerase II. Gene Ontology annotation, molecular function: RNA polymerase II cis-regulatory region sequence-specific DNA binding; DNA-binding transcription factor activity, RNA polymerase II-specific. The transcript is spliced from 10 exons. NCBI's taxonomy places the organism in Eukaryota, Metazoa, Chordata, Actinopteri, Siluriformes, Ictaluridae. The coding region runs from base 623 to 1966 and encodes 447 amino acids.